AUGACUCUCGCGUUCAAAGGUCGCCUUCCAGCUCUUCUCUCCCUCGUUGUUCUCGUCAAUGCUCGCGCAGGCGGUAACGACGGCAUCGACCUAUCUGCGCGGGCCACAGGCUUCCCUAACCCUUGUGGAAGUGGGCCCUACGGAGGCGCGAUUGCCUGCCCAAACGCUCAAAAGCCCUACUGCACCGUCAGCAGCGGAUCCGUCUACCUCUGCACGGCAACCACCACCACCUACACACCCAGCACGACCUACCCGCCCACCGACCCUCUCGCAAUGUGCACCCCAGCGUGCACACCCGGCAUCAACUUCACCACCCGAACUGUGUGGACUGAAUGCUCCUGCAUGGCGUGCCCUACGCCUUCGUGCAGCGGGUACUGCGAUCCUGGAUCCACUAAUGCUAUUACCACUGGUACGAAUGGGUGCUCGAGCUGUGGUAGCUGCGUUCCUACUGGGAAUGUGAGGCGUGAGCCUGCGGCGCAGGCGACCCCUGCUGUAACCCAUUUGUGA
This is a messenger RNA of Coprinopsis cinerea okayama7#130, 507 nucleotides long. RefSeq lists its product as hypothetical. The transcript has 3 exons. Bases 1 to 507 code for a protein of 168 amino acids. The record is from RefSeq and is a predicted model, not a curated record. NCBI's taxonomy places the organism in Eukaryota, Fungi, Basidiomycota, Agaricomycetes, Agaricales, Psathyrellaceae.